AUGGUGAAGACGCAUCGUGUUGUCCCUAAUGGCUGGACGCGCUACUCGACCAUCGGCGAGGUGAUCCCGAACACCCGGUUCAUCGUCUUCAAAACUCCACUCAACGAGCGGCUGCUGACGAAAGUGCCGAAGAAGGACCAUUGGACAACUUUACAUCUAUACCGAACGCUAGCGGAACGUCAUAUCCAGCUCGGCUUGGUCAUCGACCUCACCGACACCACGCGCUACUAUGACCGCAAAGAGUUCGAAGGGAUGUGUGUCGAUUAUGAAAAGAUCUUCGCCCCGGGCCGCGGAUUCGUUGAGCGCGAGGAGGUCGUUGAUAGCUUCUAUUCGGCCGUGGAGCGCUUUUUGUCGGACAAGGACAAUGCAGAGCUCUAUAUUGGCGUCCACUGCACGCACGGCGUCAACCGGAGCGGCUACCUGAUUUGCCGGUUUUUGAUCGAGCAGCUCAAGUGGUCCUCGCACGAGGCAAUUGCUGCAUUCGAGAAGGCGAGAGGGUUCCCGAUCGAGAAAGGCGCGUACGUCCAAGCGCUUCACAGAGCGGCCAAGGAUGCGAGGAGCAAAAAGGUCAAAGUCGAUUCCGAUGCCAGUGAUGAUAGCGAGGUGCGGCAGAAGAAGAGAAAGAAGGAGCGACGCCGGCAAAUGGAAGACGUUGAGGCGCAAGAGAUGCUGCAACAAUUCAUAGGCCAGAUUAGCCAACAUGCAAACAAGGACUUGGGCACGUCGGCGACCGAGUCCCCCUCAAACUUCGAUUCGCCAGCCCAGCAUUCCGCGCUUUCGGAAGGCGGUCAAGGAGAGGAUGAUGGUGACUAUGCUGGCGAAGAAGGAGACGAUCCUGAUCUGCUCGGCCCGGAGGAAAUGUCAAAGUCUGCGCGGCGGCGUUUCCGGAAGCGAAAACAGGAGGAAAUGCUCAAGGUGAUGAAGCGCGGCAACUUCCACGAGAUCCAGGAGAUGAUCAACGAGCGCUUCGGCGGCGAA
Messenger RNA from Mesorhabditis spiculigera, 978 nucleotides. The record is from the annotation of a GenBank genome assembly. NCBI's taxonomy places the organism in Eukaryota, Metazoa, Nematoda, Chromadorea, Rhabditida, Rhabditidae.